AUGUCCAACCAGUGUACAUGGGCAGAUGCUUCUCAGGGGACAGGACAAGGCCAGGGCGUCCUACCUCAUGUCAAUGCACCCACCAUACAGCAGGGACUGUCAAGGCGGUUCAUACCCAAUCAGUGCGCACCUGUAGACAGAACUGUCCUGGAGGCACUGAGAGAGAUGGACCUGAAGAUAAAUUACCUGACAUCUCUUGUAGAAUCUCUUGUGGGUGGUCGUCGAAUUUUGCCCCCACAACAGCAAGACGAUGAAGACUUGAAUGUCAUCCCUCUGGAUUCAGUAGAAGCCCUAGAAAAUUUAGAAGAAAGGCUUCUGAGCAACGGACUGAAGCAAAGGAUGAUUAACAUGCUGUCACUAAGUGGUGGACAUACCAUGAAAAAGACAAUCUGGAGAAUUGCCAGCAAGGUGUUCACCCCCAACCUUGCGAAAAGCCUUAACUGGUGCGGCAGGGGAGACAAGCGAGGUCUAAAACAAACCGCAUGUGGACAAGUUAUUAUUGCUGCCGCGAUGAAAAAUCCAGUACUGCCAGCGCCAACUGAAGCAGAAGCGGAGAAAUGCUUAAAAGAUUACUUCCCAGCUAGCAAAAAAUGUAUGGCCCAGUUCUGGGCCAAAUCUGGCAUGCCGGAACUUUUUGUGUCGGCCCACAUCCGGCAGCCGGAUCUGGCCUGGUGUCAAAAAGAAUGACGGUUAGAUUGUGGCCCGUAUACAGCUGCCCAGAUCCCAGCCAUGACUGCCAGCAAUAUACCAGCACUUAACCACCUGCUA
Trichomycterus rosablanca is the source of this 768-nucleotide messenger RNA. RefSeq lists its product as uncharacterized. Lineage: Eukaryota; Metazoa; Chordata; Actinopteri; Siluriformes; Trichomycteridae. The transcript is spliced from 5 exons. Bases 1 to 687 code for a protein of 228 amino acids. The record is from RefSeq and is a predicted model, not a curated record.